Molecule: messenger RNA, 4012 nt
Organism: Gallus gallus (chicken)
Lineage: Eukaryota; Metazoa; Chordata; Aves; Galliformes; Phasianidae
Gene: LONRF4
Product: LON peptidase N-terminal domain and RING finger protein 2-like
Exons: 12
Coding region: 290-2575 (761 amino acids)
Molecular function (GO): protein binding
Source: RefSeq, a predicted model, not a curated record
GCCUUUGUUUGGCUCUUAGGGACUGACAAAAGAGCCGGUGGGGAAUGUGCAUCAUCCUUACAUAAAGUCUGAUCUACUAAGCUGCUUUUGGCUGUUUUUUUUUUUUUUUUUUCCAGCACCGGCAAUAGGAGAGCUGUCGUCACCUCAGCAUGGGACCGGGAAGUGGAUUUUGCAUCACAGGGUCUGGGCUGUUUCAGCUCUGGGUCUGCAGAUCCACCUGCACCGGAGGGACGCCCCUUUCCCCCAAAGCAUCCCGCAGGGACGGGUCCUCACGGUGGGGUCUGCAGAGAUGCACUCGAGGCACCCCAACCUCCCCACAUUCCCAGCGACACGUUCCCAGCGGGCCGGGGGUGCUCCCCAACACCCUGAUACUCAGAAUCCAACACCGGAGCCCCCCAGCACCCCGCUACUAGGAACGGAUAUAGGACCCGCCCCCCCCCCAGGCACUGAUACCGGACACCGGCCCCCCAGGGCGCACCGCGACGCCCCACGCCGGACCAGCCCGGGUCCCCCCACGCCGUUCCAGCACCGCCCCCGGGUGCCGCCGGCUCCGUUACGAAACGCGGCCGGGGCGGGGCGGCGCGGCGGCGGCGGCAGCCAAUGGCGAUCCCGGCGGCCCUCGGUUCGGCGUGGGGGGGGUCGUACCGCGGAGCUCCGGCACCGCAGCGCUCCGCCGGGCGCCCCAGGGCAGAACGGGCUGAGCCCCGGGUAUGCGGCCCCGAGGAGAUCUCCGCGCUCGGAGGCUGCGGCCAUGAGCAGCGACCCCUCCUCCUCAUCCUCCCCACCCCGGGUGGGCAGCCCCAUCCCUCAGUGCACCGGGAGUGCGGAGCUGCUGCGCUGCCCGUCCUGCCGCCUCCCCCUCUGGGAGCCGGUGACCGUGUCGUGCGGGCACUCCUUCUGCAAGCCGUGCCUCGGCGGGGCCGUGCCCUCCCGCUGCUCCGUGUGCCACCGCCGGCUGAAGCUGUUGGGCGUCGAGGCGGUGAGGUGUAACGUGGUGCUCUGUAACCUGCUGGAGAAGUGCGAGGAGAGGGAGAGCCGCUCGGCCAGGCUGGCAGCAUGCAUCCGGAGUCGUCUCGCCCGUGGGGACCUGCAGGAUGCUCUGAGGAUGGCCCAGAAGGGCAUCGAGAUGGCCCCAGAGGACAAAUCCCUGCGUCUGUGCCGGGCAGAGGCCUUGGCAGCCCUGAGGCGGUAUCCAGAGGCACUGCAGGACCUGGAGGCUGUUUGCAGGGCUGAGCCCAUGGAGUGUGAGGGCUUCUACAGGAAAGGGAAGGUGCUCCUGGAGAUGGGACGGAGAGCCGAAGCCCUGCUGGCAUGGGAGCACUGCCUGGUGCUCAGUCCCCACUUCCAGCCCGUGCAGAGAGAGAUGGAGAAGGUCCUCACAUGGGAGGAUGCUCCUCAGCCGUGUGCUGCCCAGCAGGGCUCAACGGGUCAUCAGGAAGAGCAGGAUGAAGGGGGCCCUGCAUCCUCCUCUACACAAGCUCAGGAGGAGGAGCUGGAGGCUGGUGGAGGGGAUGCAGUGUCUGAGCACGGCCAGGGGACACCUGUGGGACCACGGCAAGCACCGGGGGCUGCGGCACAGAGGGAGGCCAGGCAGGAAGCUAAUGAAGAGGAAACAGCAGCAACGGAUAACCUGCUGCCCCUUGAGGAACUGCUGAGCAUUUCUGACUUGGAGUGCUCCCUCUGCAUCCGGAUGUUCUUUGAGCCGGUGACGACGCCAUGUGGACACACCUUCUGCAAGGAGUGCCUGGAGCGCUGCCUGGACCACCGACCCAACUGCCCACUCUGCAAGCAGAGCCUGCGAGAGUACCUGAAGGCGGGGAGCUACAGCCCCACGGUGCUGCUGCAGGACAUCAUGCUGGCUGCCUUCCCUGCACAGCUGGCUGAGCGCCGGGAACUGCACCGGGCUGAGAUGGCUGAGCUCUCCAACCUGACCACGAACAUCCCCAUCUUUGUGUGCACGAUGUCCUUCCCUGGUGUCGCCUGCCCUCUGCACAUCUUCGAGCCCCGCUACCGCCUGAUGAUCCGGCGGUGCCAGGAGACCGGCACCAGGAGGUUCGGCAUGUGCAUAUAUGAGAAUGGGAAAAGCUUUGCAGACUAUGGCUGCAUGCUGGAGAUCCGGCAGCUGGAGCUGCUGGCAGACGGCAGGUCGCUGGUGGACACCAUCGGUGGGCGCCGAUUCCGGGUGCUGAGACGUGGACACAGAGAUGGCUACAACACAGCUGACAUUGAGUACCUGGAGGACAAGAAGGUGGCUGGGGAGGAGCUGCAGGAGCUGCAAAGCCUGCAUGAAAGCACCUACCAGCUGGCCCAGAGGUUUUGGGAGCAUGGGGACGUUGCCUCCAGGCACCUCUUGUUGCAGCAUGGAUCACUACCAGAGAAGGAAGAGGACAUCCAGGCUUCAGCUGACGGCCCAACCUGGUGCUGGUGGCUGAUCUCCAUCCUGCCCCUUGACCCAUCCUUCCAGCUCAGGCUCUUCUCCAGCACUUCACUGCACGCCCGCCUGGCCCAGCUGCAACGCGUCCUCCUGGCUCUGCUGCAGCCCUCACCUGAGCACAGCCUGCAGGGCUUCGUCUGAUCCUCCAAUCUCUUUGCAUGGGAGAAUGCAGCUCCUUGGGUUUCUUCAUGCAUUUCUUUGUGGUUUGAGUCCUACCCAAAGCAACCUUAGUGAGGUCAGUGCUGCUGUCAGCAGUGACUCAGUGCCGUCCCUGCUGGUCCCAUACGCUGCUUGGUGACACCAGAGUGACAUGGACUUGCCAUACCACAAGAGGGGACCAUGCCAGAAAGGUGGGUUGUGCCUUUAGAAGCCAAAAUCCCUUGCUGAGCUGCUUUGGCACUAAAGGAGGACUGUCCUUAGGGCAGAGGGCUGAGUGCUGGGGCUCUGUCUCUCUGAAAGACAAGGUAGGGCUUUGGGUAGUGGUUCCACUCUGUGUGACAGGAGGUAUGAAGUAAUGGGAAGUGUGGCACCAGGAGGCCCUGUUGGCUUUCUCCAACCUCAGGAGCUGAAAGCUCAGCCUCUGGGUGAGAGUUUGGCCUAAUUUCCAAUGAGAACAAAAAGAAAAGUUGAAUUAAAUGAUCUGUAAUUCACGAUUCUAUCCCCUCAGCCAGGCAGCAGGGGUCUGGGUACUCACCAAUACCAUGGGUGUGGGGCCAGGAUGGGUGGGCUCCAAGAUGCUGAUGGGAGAAUGAAGCCCAGCAGUGAUUUCUCUGACUUUCUGCCACUCGAGGAGUGUGAUUUCAUCAUGUUCAGCAUUUCUUUGUGAACUUUCUGCUUCCUUAGAGUAAAGGAGCUGAGGCUGGAUCCUUGAAUGUAGGAUUUGGGCCAGCUUAGAGUCUCCUGAACCAGCACUCACUGAAGUUGAAGGGAAGCAGGGGCUGAUGCUGUGAACCCUGUGCAGGGGAGCAAGUGCCUGUCUGCAAGUGCCUGACUGUUGCUUGUUUCCAAAUAGAGGGAAAAAAUCACUCCCCCUCCCCAGGCAGGGAAGGCUUUGCUCUGGGGGAACCCUGAAGUUUUGGGAUUUUUAUGUCCCGUUCGUAAUUGCAGGGGCUUUAGGUGAAGUUUAGGAUUAAUAUCCACCGAGUGAGUCAAGGGAUUAACAUUUCUUUCAACGCCUUAUCCCUGCUUACACACUGCCUGGGAGCUGCUACAUGGCACGGUGAGGGGGUGGGUUGGGGCUGCAGGGAUCCUCCCUGCACAUCACUCCCCGUAUCCUUGUGUGAUGGUUCCGUGGCUCUGUGUGCGGGUGGUGGAGCAGUACCGGCUUUUGAGAAGUGCCUUUCUUUUCUGCAGGGUGGCUGGAGCCACCCCACGACCACCAUGGGUCCCUCUAUGGGUUUUGUCUAUGGCUGCAAUGGGCACUGGAGCCACAUCUGCAUGGCGUGCUGCAGGAAGGGACUCGUGCAAACUGCUCCAGUUCGCUUAGAGUGCCUCGGGGAUUGUGUUAGUGUCCUCGCUUUGAAUUAGUUUUUCUUCAUCGUCGUUGGAAUAAAGACUUUGCUGUUGUUUUGUUGGUGA